Messenger RNA from Monodelphis domestica (gray short-tailed opossum), 3336 nucleotides. RefSeq names its product bone marrow stromal cell antigen 1 (gene BST1). Gene Ontology annotation, molecular function: phosphorus-oxygen lyase activity; NAD+ nucleosidase activity, cyclic ADP-ribose generating. Gene Ontology annotation, biological process: positive regulation of B cell proliferation. The record is from RefSeq and is a predicted model, not a curated record. NCBI's taxonomy places the organism in Eukaryota, Metazoa, Chordata, Mammalia, Didelphimorphia, Didelphidae. Gene Ontology annotation, cellular component: plasma membrane.
GAGGUGAUGUCAUGGCUUGUGAAUGAAUUGGAUUUAAGAGAGGCAGAGUUUCACAAAGAUUCAGUUUUACUCUCUCUUCCAGAGUCAUUGAAGUCCAAUGACAAGGCAAAAGUCGGAAUGACUCAUGAUGGCCAGGGAUACCCUGGGUGACCUUCAUAUCUUCAUUGUCUCUCCAAGUUUCAGCUGCCACAUUGUUCUCAUGUACUCAUUCCACCAGUGGAAGUCUUCACAUUCUUGGGUAGACAUCCUCCUAAAUCACUGAUGGAUCUGAUGCCUGCCAAUUACCCUCAACCUGGUUUUGGCCCACCUGCUAGAUGUGACUAAUGCAGGAGCUACAGUUUCUUGGAGCUACAGCAGGCUGUAAGCCUCACUGCAGGGAGGAGAUUCUCCGAGCUAGGAAUUCAUCCAUGGAGCCCUCUAAACUAGUCCUGCUGCAACUGAAGCUCUUUCUGAUUCUCCUGCUGGGAGCAGCUGGUGUGUGUAUGGGAGCUGGAGAGAAACUAUGGAAGGGACUAGGCACUACCCCCCACCUGGAGAGUAUCUUCCGGGGCAGAUGCAAUGAAUUCAUCUCUCUGGAGAAUCCAGAACUUGGGGACAAAAACUGCUCAGAAAUAUGGGAAGCCUUUAAAACUGUGUUCCAUAAGGAUCCCUGCUCUGUACUACCUUCAGAUUAUGAUCUUUUUAUUAACCUCUCAAGACAUCCAAUUCCCAGAGAUAAGUCAUUGUUCUGGGAAAAUAACUAUGAUGUUGUUACUGCUUAUGCUCAAAAUGGUCGACGGCUCCUGCCUAUAACUAAUAUGCUGUAUGGCAGAAUUGUAGAUCUCUUGGAUUGGUGUCGAAAAGAAAAUAGCUCAGAGCUUGAUUACCAGUCCUGCCCCACAACGGAAGAUUGUGAGAACAAUGCUAUGGACUCCUUUUGGAAGAAAGCAUCCUCACAGUAUGCAUAUGAUAGCUCAGGGGUAAUAUAUGUUAUGCUGAAUGGUUCAGAGCCAUCUGGAGCCUAUCCGGUAAAGGGUUUUUUUGCAGAUUAUGAGAUUCCCAACUUCCAAAAAGACAAAGUUACACGAUUUGUCAUCUGGGUUAUGCAUGAAAUUGGACAACCACAUAUAGAAUCCUGUGGGGAAGGCAGUAUGAAAAUACUGGAAAACAGACUGAAAGAAAUGGAGUUUAAAUAUGAAUGCAUUAAUGAUUACAGACCUGUGAAGCUCUUAAAAUGUCUGGACUAUAGCACGCAUCCUGAAUGUGUCUUUACUUCAGCAGCAGAGUCAACUCAACAAAGAAUCCCAUUUCUUUUUGGAGGAGGAUGGGGCUCCAGCCUUGCAUUUUUUCUUUUUUUUUUUGGCAUUAAUUUCAGGAAUUCAAUUUUAACUUUUUAAUAAAUUAAAAGGUUUUAUGAUAGUGAUCUCUAUCUCUUGUUUGGUCUUAAACACUUCUCUUAGUCAUUGAUAGAUAUGACAGAUAAAAUUUUCCUUGCUCUCCUAAUUUGCUUAUGAUAUCACUCUUUAUGUCUAAAGCAUGUACGUAUUUUUAUUUUAUUUUGGUAUACAGUGUAUCAAAAAUUAGCAUUGAACUGUAAUGAUUUUCAUAUGUAAUUUUUCUUAAACUUUGGGUUGACAAAGUCAGUCAGCCUUUCCCUCCAAUUUCCAUAUUGCAUAAAAUGUAUUUCUUAACCCAGCUGUAUAUGUGUAUAUUCUUGCUAAGUAAAGAUUUUUUUUAAAAACAGAGACUUGUCAUGUUUGUAGGCCCAAGACUGGUUGGCUUAUUCUUGAAGCCAAGAACAGCUUUUGUCUUGUCAAAAUGACUAGAGGUCAGUUACCCCUGCCCAUUAUUGUCUCAUUAUUGAUAUCAUUUUUCCAUUCAAUCUUCUUUGGAACAGCAGCUUGCAUUUCUAGAUGUUCCCUAACCAUCUCUUUAAUAACAUGUUCUAAAAUGUCUCCAGUAAUCUAAGUGAAACUCACUGGUCUAUAGUUUGUAAACAUUAAUUUUUUUUUGUGGAAAAUUAGUACAUUUCCACUUUUCUAGUCUUACAGUAGCAUUCCUAUUUCCCAUAAGCUUUCAAAGAUCACUACCAAUUGGCUUAGUUGUCAUAUCUGACAAUUCUUUCUGUACCUUGGGGUAUCCAUCUGGUGAUUUCAAUUCCUCAAGAGAAGCUUUUACUAUUUCUCUAUGUACCACAGGUGUCAGCACUAUGCUAGCCAUUUUGAUUCUGUUCAAAGGUCAUUCUUGGCAAGGAAAAAAAGAAAGAGUAAGAAUUAAUUUCUACCUUCUCUGUGUUCAAUAUAAGCCAUCAGUUGCCAUCAGUGAGUGAGGUAGUCUGAGCUGUCAAUCAUGUUUUGAGCCAGAGGCCAUGUCUGAGCAUGCUUGGGAAUUCCUUUACCUCUCUUUUUGCAGAGGCAUGGAUUUCUUUUCAAAAUCUGAGUACCAACAUGGAAACCCAAGCUUGCUCAUUCUUGUGACUUUUUUUUUUAAUAGGCUCAAAUUUUACCAAGUUUGCCCUGGUCUCAAGUUCUUUGUUAAGUGUGCUAAGUAUAAUUCUAGCCUUUCCACUUUGUCCCACAGUGAUUCUAAACUUUUAACUACAAGUUUCCAGCCCAAUUCAGUUAGACCUCUCUAAGUCUUUCAUCUCUAGAGAAGAAAAUCUACAUCCCCAAAUAAUACAGUCAUCCCUUGCUAUAUUGCAAUUCACUUAUCCUGGCUUCACUACAGGUUUUUGUUUUUGUUUUUGAAAAUCUAAUUCUGUAUCACAGAGUUACACUUAUUGGGGCACACUAUUGGCUGAUAGAAUGAAAGGCAACCAACCACAGCUCUGUUCUGUAUCCUGGGUGCUGAUUGGCUCAGUGACUAGGUUAAUAAGAGUUUAGAAAAGGUUUAUAGUAGAGUGGGAAGGGUUUAUAAAGCUUUAAAUAUAUAUAUAUAUAUAUAUAUAUUCAUAUAUAAAUAAUAAAGUAAAUAUAAUGCCUCUAUUUCCCAGAUUUUUACCUGUCAUGGGGGUCUCUGUAAUGCAAUUCCCACAAAAAAUGGGGGAUCACUGUACCACAUCAUUUCAGCUAGAUAUACGAACUCUAAUUAAAAUAUAACAAUGUUUUUAUCACAAUUUAGAAACAUUGCAAACCAAGGCAAACAUUUAUUUUUUUAACUUUAUUUUAAAAUAUUUUUCCAUGGCUAUGGGAUUAAUUUUCUUUCCCUGCCUUCUUCCUUCCCCCCUCCCAGAGUUGACAAGCAAUUCCACUAGGUUAUACAUGUGUUAUCACUUGAUACUUAUUUCCAUAUUCAUUUUUGUAAUAGAGUAAUCUUUUGAAACCAAAUCCUAUACCCAAAUAAACAAGUGAUAAAUCA